CGGGCGUUUAUUUUUCAUAUUUUUCUGUCUCUUGAGUCGGUUGUCUUGUGGCUAGCAAGAUGAUGAUGAUGAUGAUGAUGAUGAUAAUUUGGUGAAAAUUUUGAAGACGCCUUGAAUUUCAUUCGCAUAGAACAAGAACUUGAUGCGAAGGGUACUUAUUUGCGAAAUAGUACGUUGGCUUGUGAACAACCACAUGAGACUUCAAGCGCUCAACUUUCACGAAAAUCGUCGGUAGAAUCAACACUCUGUUUACUACGCAAUUUCCGGCUCAACAGGUGUAUUUCGACAACUUCGAAUCCGUGACCGUGCUAUCGAGGUUUGUCUUGCACACACUUCGCGCCCGUGGUCGCUACACCUUUAUCACGAACUAAGACACAACUUCUUUGGUUUAUCGUUUUCCCAUAGUACAACUCGUACUCUCAUAAUUUAUCUUUUAAAAAAUUCUUGCAAGCUGCAGUUGAAAAUGCCGAAGACAGCCGCAUCAACCCUUGGGAGCAGUCGUGCGACCAAAAUAAAUGGAGCAUUGUUAUGCCGCGGCGCAUUGCUUUUCCUGCAUCACGCGGAGGCGCUGAGCAUGAACCAGGGCGGUAUAACGAACAAACGCUCAGGAGAAGCGUUUCUGUCGUCGUCCUUGGAGGUGGACGGGGAUUCUGAUGCAGCCAGAAUGACUGGGGCCGGCGAUCAUGUUGUCGGUUCCUCCUCGGGCGCGCCUGCGUCGAGCUCUUUCACGAUCGCAGAAGGUAGAAAACGCGAUCCUGCUGGAGCUGCGUCUUCUAGAAACGGCGCUGCAGGAGAGAUGACCAUCAUGGGUAAUUAUAUGCACUCGGCACUGGAGGCCACUGAGGCUACGGGUGGAGCACCAGCUCCAGCCUCGUUCACCGAGAAGAGGCCGGGGUACAAGGGCGCGCCUUUGCAAUACCACACGAUUUCGCAGGAGACCGGAACCAAAAUCGGCUUCGAAGGCGGAGAGACGCCGCGCUGCCUCAACGGAGACCCCGCGGGCUACUUUACCGAGGUCGUAGAGGAUGAGAAGGAGCUUGCCAACAAACUUGCGAACGGCUUGUUGAUCGAGCUGGAGGGGGGAGGCUGGUGCGGUGACUCGGGCGGUGACGUAUUGACCGACUGCGCAGAGCGCGCGCGCAAAACGUGGAAGACUGGGGAGACGGGAUACGGCAGCGCGGUGCCGGCGACGUGGGAGCACUUCGACCGUAAAACGAAAACGAUGGAAACAGUCGAGAGGAAGGACCACACGCGCUACGCGUUCAAGGAUUCGUGGGCGGAUCCGUUUUUUUAUGUGUACGUGCCUUACUGCGACGGAACGGUGUUCACUGGGGAUCUGAAGGAACCGGUAACGGCCGCCGAUGGCACUACGAUGCACUUUCAUGGCAAACGCAUUCUUGACAGCGUCCUGGCGGAACUCGCGGACCGUUUUUUUGCGCCGCCGAUUGUGCGCAUUGGCGAGACCGAGCCGCCCCAGGACCUAUCAGUCCCAAACAAGUACUAUCUCGGAGCCGAAAGCGGCAACGCGGCGCGCGUGAUCUUGUACGGGCAUUCCGCCGGAGGCCUGGCUACAUUCUACGCGGUUGACCGAGCAAACGCCAUGCUGCAAAAGAUGUGGACCGCCGCUCAUCAAAAUCCCGAGGUCAGCGUCGAACACAAAAAGCUCGUUGUGCGCGGUGCUUCGCAGUCUGGAUUCUUCGUUCAGACACCGGCCACGUUUGGCGACGGAAAUAAUGAAAACGCCUUUGGUCGCGGGAUGGAGCGGCUGAUGGACGCGGUCAACGGAUACCCAGCUUUGAACGAAAAAUGCCUGGAGAAGUUUGCCGACGACAAAAAGAAGUGUUUGCACCUCCAGUAUUUCGGCGACCUGCUUGAGUCGCCGAUGUUCGUCAUGCAGAGUAAGUACGACCAGUCGGAAAUCGACUACUUUUUAGCUGCCCGGUGUCCCUUUUGGACGAACAAGAUCUGUCGCAAUUCGCGAGUGCCGAAUUUUAUCGAAGAGCAUACUUUGUUCUCCCCCAGCGCUGGGGGUUACAAGGUCAACUGGGUGGAGACUUCCCGGUUUCCCGGUACCCAGUCGACCAACGCGGCGGAUCAGACGUGGAAGGAUGCGGCGCAUCCCCGCCUGAACGCGGGCUGGAACGAUGACUGCUGUUUCGUCCACGAGCUGGCCGAAAUCAAGAACCUGUUCCAGCUGCAUAUAACCUGCUCAGGUGUUGCAAUCUCAAACGUUGCAAUAGAAUAUGGAAAUCCGUGACGCAAGAAGUCGUGCAUGAUCUAGCCUCUUCCCACAAAGUAGCGCAUGACAAGUUCUUCCGGAGCUCCAAGUCGCACUAUAGUACACUCUGGCGAAAUUUGUAUUGCAGAAAGUGGAACGCUCUGCGAGUCUGUCAUGCUCAUUAUGCAAGACAUCAAAUCCCGGACUCUAUUGUAACGGUUGAGUUUGUAACGUUUGAGCAAGUCAUACUGCACAUGCGCCAGAGCCAGUUAAUGAUGCAGCACCCGAAGCACAGCCAUUUCUACCUGGAUUGCAUCGCGUAUGGAUGUGUCAGGAUUGAAAUCGUCAAAGUUGAAAUGAUUUGCCAUGCAUAAGAUGCGAUACAAAAAGUGACUCUAUUGCAGAGGACGCACGGGAGGCAGAUUGUAGUCCUGGUAAGGGUCAAAAGUUGGGCUGCUGACUAGCAUGACAGAAGGCAGCUCUUUUGCCCUAAACCACAUGACAGACUCGCUUACAGGACCGGGAAAAUUUGUCAUGCGCCGACUACAAACUGUAGGUCUAAGUGGUAUCCGUUUUAUGCAUGACAAAUUAUUUCAACUUUGACGAUUUCAAACCUGACACUUCCAUAUCGCGCACACGGUCUUGGGCAUGGAUCCCAACCACCCGUCCUCCCGGGUAAAGUAUACCCUUGCUACCCUGCUGGAGGAGCGGUUCGUGGGAACGCAUAGCGAUGGAAACUUUCCAUCGUCAUGGAAAUUUUCCAUGACGAUGGACGAGGCGUUCGUUUCUUGGGGAAAGGACGAAACGAAAGUGGUACAAGUCAUCGACGUAUGCAUUGCAAACAUGUUUGGGUCUGGAAGGAUCCGAAUUUGUGAUGCGAAUUCAACAUCAUGAGAAAAUCUGUCAUGCGUCGCCAGGAAAAGGCCCCACUUCUUGUUAUACCGAAAGAGCGGAUUUGUCAUGCGGAUUAGGUGGAAUUGGGGUACCUGCUCGAAAUCUGUGAUGCCAGGGCAUGCAUGCCAGAGGAAGAUGUGGGUCAGGUAAAAACUGCAUGACAAGUCUCGCACUCUUCCAGACCCAGACAUGUUUGCAUUUGAUACGACGGCCGGUCGUGGAAGUUUACCGAUGCGGAUAAAACGUGCCACCGUGCCCCCUAA
This is a messenger RNA of Amoebophrya sp. A120, 3375 nucleotides long. The record is from the annotation of a GenBank genome assembly. Lineage: Eukaryota; Dinophyceae; Syndiniales; Amoebophryaceae.